Papilio machaon (common yellow swallowtail) is the source of this 1427-nucleotide messenger RNA. RefSeq lists its product as uncharacterized. Bases 198 to 1019 code for a protein of 273 amino acids. NCBI's taxonomy places the organism in Eukaryota, Metazoa, Arthropoda, Insecta, Lepidoptera, Papilionidae. The record is from RefSeq and is a predicted model, not a curated record. The transcript has 2 exons.
UAUCGCGAAUUCACGUUCGUGCGCUCCGCGAUCACUAAAGCCAAUUCAAAAAAAGUUAUUUAAAAAUCCUGGCCGAUUUAAAUGAACUACAGCCAAAAUAAAAAAAAUAGAACGUAAUUUUUUAAUCUAUGCAUUAGUCAUCAAAGUCAAUAACGAAUCUAUGAAGUGUUUUUCUGUGUAAUAUUUUGUAUUAAAUAAUGGCGGAUAUUGAAUGGACUAACGAUUUAAUUAUAAGAUUGAUUACGGAGUACAAAAAGAGGCCGGAACUUUGGGAUAGUCAUCACGAAUUACACCGAGUGAAUACAGCAAAAUAUGAAGCGUGGUCGGACUUGGCGAAUAUCUUCGAAUGCGAUAUCGCCGACUUGAGAAAGAAAAUGAAUUCUAUAUUCGCUUCGCAUCGGCGCGAGAAGGCGAAAGUGCGUUGCGGGGGACGGUCGACUUGGUUCCUUUACCCGCAUAUGAAUUUCUUACCAACACAUAUAGAAAAUGUCGAAACAAGUCCAGCGAGUGAACGGCGGAAACGCAUCUUGAAAAUACCAGUCGAAGAAAUAUCAGAAUAUUCAAAUAAUGAUAACACAGAUAUAGACGAUAAUUACGAACCAGAGACACAAGAAGAAAUCGUCAUCAAGACAGAACCGACUGCAGAAUAUACAAAAAUCAAAGCAAGACAAGAAGUAAAAAACACAACGACUAGAAAAUCUAAAGUGAAAAAGGUUAUAAAACGAAGAACAGUCAAAGAUCACAUUGACGAAGAUAGAAAUAGCUUAAUAGAAACUUUACGAUUACUCAGAAGAUCAAAUUUAUUGAAAAAGAAAGACGAAUGUGAUAGUUUUGGAGAAUAUAUCGCUGAUUCAUUGAGAAAACACGACGAGAGAACACAAUCAAUGAUAAAACAAGCUAUAAAUAAUAUACUAUUCGAACAAGAAAUGAAAAAAUACAGUACAAAUCAAUAUACAGUAGUGAUACCUGGUAUAGAUGAAAAUCCUCUAAUAUUAACAGAAGAAAACGGUGUGAAGUAAUCUGUGAUUAGUGGAUUUCGUAGUGCGACAGUAUAUUGGUCUAUGAGUGCGACUAUAUGUGUCAAUACAAAUGUCACUGUAGUUAUAGUCCCACAAGUAUCUUUGACAUUGACAAGGGGGCGCCUAUAAGUAUUAAGGGUUACCAGUGAACAAAAACUUCUUCCUUGUUGCAACUCCUAGCAAUUGAUUUGCAACUUAUGAUCUGAGUUCAAGAAGUGAUGACUUACUAUUUAAAUUGAUACAUCCAAUUAAAUUAACAAAAUAAAUAAUAUUUUAAAAUUAUAAAAUGACAACAUAAAACCGCGCUGCUUCCGCUCCCUUAUUGGUCAAAAUAUGAAGCUGUCAAAAUGAAAUGGUUAGUUUAUAAAAUUUCUGACUGUCAUACGAUCCUUGUGGAACUAUAUAUAU